CAACAGACAAUUACUGAAAUGUCGUGUAAAUACAUCGUCUUAACGUUGAUGAUCGUGAUGAUCACAUCGGUCGCUUUGAUUCAAGGAGCAUCAAUUGCGCCGUUGCCUAAAUGUACACCCGGUUUUACAUAUUAUGAUGGAUGUAAUUCAUGUUCCUGCGAUGUAACUAUAUUAAGAUGGAUUUGCUCAGCAAGAUGGUGUGGUGGCAUAACUCUUAAACCACCACCAUGUCUGUGUAUAUAAAAAUAUUUUCUCUUCAAUGCUGCAGUGAUGUAAUUGUCGCACUGACGAAUACGCUAAAACGUUGCGUUUCAAUCCCUCCAUCGAUAAAUUUCAGUGCAAUAUAAAUUUUGAAGUAAUAAAAAAAGAAUACAUAUAU
Molecule: messenger RNA, 379 nt
Organism: Wasmannia auropunctata (little fire ant)
Lineage: Eukaryota; Metazoa; Arthropoda; Insecta; Hymenoptera; Formicidae
Product: serine protease inhibitor 3-like
Exons: 2
Coding region: 19-243 (74 amino acids)
Molecular function (GO): peptidase inhibitor activity
Source: RefSeq, a predicted model, not a curated record